Molecule: messenger RNA, 1797 nt
Organism: Malaclemys terrapin pileata
Lineage: Eukaryota; Metazoa; Chordata; Testudines; Emydidae
Gene: SUDS3
Product: SDS3 homolog, SIN3A corepressor complex component
Exons: 12
Coding region: 130-1140 (336 amino acids)
Biological process (GO): negative regulation of transcription by RNA polymerase II
Cellular component (GO): Sin3-type complex
Molecular function (GO): histone deacetylase binding
Source: RefSeq, a predicted model, not a curated record
GCCUCUGGGACCCGGAAGUGGCGCGCUGAGGUCCUCGCCCAGCUGCCGCGAGUCCGAGUCCCGGCUGAAGCGGCGGGAGCAGGAGAGUCCGACUUCCGGCCGGGCCGCGUCCCGUCCCGUCCCGCCGCUAUGAGCGCGGCCGGGCUGGUGUCUCCCGCGCCCCCGGCCCCUGUCCCGGUGGGGCUGCCCCCCGCCGCGCUGCCCCCCGGCCCCGAGUACUACGAGGAGGAGGAGCUGGAGAGCGCCGAGGAGGAGGACGGCGAGCGCAGCGGCCGGGCCCGGGACUCCGAUGAGGAUACUGAGGAUGCUAGUGAAACUGACUUGGCAAAGCAUGAUGAAGAGGACUAUGUAGAAAUGAAAGAACAGAUGUAUCAGGACAAACUGGCAUCUCUUAAGAGGCAGUUACAACAAUUGCAGGAAGGUACUUUGCAAGAAUAUCAAAAAAGAAUGAAAAAACUGGAUCAGCAAUACAAGGAACGGAUACGGAAUGCAGAACUUUUCCUCCAGCUGGAAACAGAGCAGGUGGAGAGAAAUUAUAUCAAAGAGAAGAAGGCAGCCGUGAAGGAGUUCGAAGACAAGAAAAUUGAGUUGAAGGAAAAUCUGAUUGCUGAAUUAGAAGAGAAGAAGAAGAUGAUUGAGAAUGAAAAGCUAACCAUGGAGCUAACAGGAGAUUCCAUGGAAGUGAAACCGAUCAUGACGAGGAAAUUGAGAAGGAGGCCAAAUGACCCUGUUCCGAUCCCGGAUAAAAGGAGAAAACCUGCCCCUGCCCAGUUAAAUUAUCUGCUGACAGAUGAACAGAUAAUGGAGGAUCUGAGGACACUGAAUAAGCUUAAAUCACCCAAGAGACCAGUGUCUCCUUCGUCUCCAGAACACCUACCAGCCACACCUGCGGAGUCUCCAGCACAGCGGUUUGAGGCUCGGAUUGAAGACGGCAAACUCUACUAUGAUAAAAGAUGGUACCACAAGAGCCAGGCUAUUUACCUGGAGUCAAAAGAGAACACUAAGAUCAGCUGUGUGAUCAGCUCUGUAGGAGCCAACGAGAUCUGGGUGAGGAAGACCAGUGACAGCACAAAAAUGAGGAUCUAUCUCGGACAGCUACAGCGAGGGGUUUUUGUGAUCCGCCGGCGAUCAGCUGCAUGACUGUCUGACUCUUCCUUGAUUUCGUUUUUAUAAAAACAAAAAACAAAACCCUCUUAUAGGAAAUAGCAGUCUGUCCACCCAGCCAUAGCAACAGAGAUGCUGUUAUGGCCUUCUGAGAGACUGUUUGUGGCUGGCCACAUCAUCCCCAUAGUCCUUAAGUCUCUAGUGACACUCAAGCACAGCCCUGGAGCGCUGGACUUCUUCUGGACUUUGCCAUAAAGCAUCUCUGAGCUUUUUUCAUAUUUCAGGAGACUAUAUUUAAGAAGACUCUGCAUCAUAUUUUCUCAUCUUUAUAUCUUUGUACCGUGAAGCGUGUGUGUACAUUGAAAACAACAUAACAUAAGUUUUGAAUCGGGGGGGGGAGGAACCCAGCUAUUUUCCUUGUUGAAAGCUAGCUCUGUUUUUUCUGCAAAGCUCAGGGUGCUAAGCAGGAGGAGACUAAUCCAACUAGCUUUCUCUGUAACAUGACAUCGGCUCUUCUGGAUGAGCUGUUGAAAGAUUUGCCCCUGCAAUGAGGAGUUUUUAGGAAAGUGUGGAAAGUGUUCUGGAAACCUGUAACGUGCUGAUGUUCCAGUUGAUUUUAACCUGGUUAAACACAGUCAUACUUGGUGAAUCCAAAGUUUCCUUUCUCUUCACAUUAAAAACCCUUCAGAUGAA